Molecule: messenger RNA, 4156 nt
Organism: Acipenser ruthenus (sterlet)
Lineage: Eukaryota; Metazoa; Chordata; Actinopteri; Acipenseriformes; Acipenseridae
Gene: tbc1d22a
Product: TBC1 domain family, member 22a
Exons: 14
Coding region: 145-1830 (561 amino acids)
Biological process (GO): activation of GTPase activity
Molecular function (GO): GTPase activator activity
Source: RefSeq, a predicted model, not a curated record
AAACUAUAGUUUGCUUGAACCAGCCAAUAGAAACAGAGCUUGUUCGCUGGAGGCUGUCAAUAUGGCUUCUCACUGAGUUUUUCAGGAAGAGACUGAGAGUAAAUAAACACUGUCUUGGAAUCAUUUUUAAAUACCAGCCUCUAAAUGAGCAAAAGGAUAACGCACAACAAACAGAAAAUGUCAAACGACGGAAGCAAGAAGCAAUUCUGGAAGAGGAACGUCUCGAAAGUUCCAGGGAGCAUUCAGCAUGUGUAUGGAGCACAACAUCCACCUUUUGAUCCCCUUCUCCAUGCAAAUUUAAUGAAAACCGGCAACAUGCCACAUACAACAACAGUGAAACCAAAGAAAGCAACAACUUUUCAGGAGUUUGAAAGCAUUACGAGUGAUGCAUGGGAUGUUGGAGAAGAUGACGACGAACUUUUAGCAAUGGCUGCCGAGAACUUAAAUAUAGAAGUUGUUAUGGAAACAGCCAAUAAAGUAAUUGAAAACCACAGCAAGUUGCAGGAACAGAAACAGCAAGAAGAGCAUUUUGAAAAAGAGGAGGAAGAGGAGGAAGAGGAGGAGGAUAGGGAUGAUGAAGAGGAAGUAGUAACACAGACCGCUUCAAGUUCUUAUAGUGAAAACAGAAUGGUGAAGUCUUUCAGUGAGGCACACAUUGCAGCAUCAAAAGAGGGCGUAGGUGAAAGAGCAACGCUCCAAAGGCAACAGUCUCUCCCACAUCGGCCGCUAAUACCUUUAGUAGCAAGAAUGGCUGAUCAGAACACGUCAGGUUCUCCGGUAAUGACAGAAAGAGAAGCAUCCCGGUUAGACAAAUUUAAACAGCUGCUGGCAGGCCCCAACACUGACCUUGAAGAGUUGCGGAAAUUAAGCUGGUCUGGGAUUCCAAGACAAGUUCGGCCAAUAACAUGGAAACUUCUUUCUGGUUAUCUUCCUGCAAAUGUGGAACGAAGAGAAAGCACUCUGCAGAGAAAACGACAAGAAUAUUUUGGUUUCAUUGAACAAUACUAUGACUCUAGAAAUGAUGAACACCAUCAGGAUACAUACAGACAGAUUCAUAUAGAUAUUCCCCGUAUGAACCCUGAGAGUUUAAUGCUACAACCUAAAGUUACAGAGAUUCACAUUGACAUUCCAAGAACUAAUCCUCUUAUUCCUCUCUUUCAACAAGCUUCUGUGCAAGAGAUCUUUGAACGUAUUCUCUUCAUAUGGGCAAUACGGCACCCAGCCAGCGGAUAUGUGCAAGGCAUAAACGAUCUAGUUACUCCUUUCUUUGUUGUCUAUGUUUUUGAAUAUAUCGAGGAAGAGGUGGAACAUUUUGAUGUUUCCAGUCUGCCUGAAGAAGUGCUGCGGAACAUUGAAGCUGACAGUUUCUGGUGUAUGAGCAAGUUGCUUGAUGGCAUUCAGGACAACUAUACCUUCGCCCAGCCUGGAAUUCAGAGGAAAGUGAAAGCUUUGGAAGAACUUGUUAGUCGGAUCGAUGAACACGUCCACAGGUAUUUACAGCAGUAUGAGGUGGAGUACCUGCAGUUUGCCUUCCGCUGGAUGAAUAAUCUGUUGAUGAGAGAACUUCCUUUGAGGUGCACCAUUAGGCUUUGGGACACGUAUCAGGCUGAGCCAGAGGGGUUUUCACACUUCCACUUGUACGUGUGUGCUGCCUUCCUUGUCAGGUGGAGGAAAGAAAUUUUAGAGGAAAAAGAUUUUCAAGGGCUCAUGAUCCUGUUGCAGAAUUUACCAACAAUGCACUGGGGAAAUGAAGAAAUCAGCGUUCUCCUAGCAGAAGCCUAUAGAUUAAAAUAUGCAUUUGCAGAUGCACCGAAUCAUUAUAAGAGAUGAGGCUUAUUUUAAAUUGUUGGAAGAAUUACUGAAUUAAAAGCUUAUAUUUUCAAUUUUUCUAGUUUCUAACCCAACUUCACAGUUAUAACAAUAUUACAGUAUGCUUAUUGGACAGUUUGUAAUAUAAUGAUAUGGUUUUCUUUGAUAUUACAAAUGUGCGCCCUCCAAUAUCAUAUCCUCCCUAUUCAUCUUGACUUAUCCUGCUUAUAAACUGGUAGUUUAAUGUGAAAAAAGGUGACUAAAAAACCCAGCCACAUAAUUGAAGAUUUAAAAUGAUUGGAUAUCCUGUCCCUAUAUACAAAAGGGUUUGUUGGAAAACAAUCUUCUUGCUAUUUAUUACUAUUUAGUUGUAUUAUAUGACAGGGAGAAGUGCAUUACCAUUCAAAACCCAUCACAUUGCUACUUAACAUUGCUGUUCUGUUGUGGGUUGAAGUAGUGCACUGCUCCCAAUCCAUACAACCAAUGUAUACCACAUGUUAAGUGCUGACUAAGGGGGAACAGUUUAUCACAGGACUUGCAACACCACACGUAUUACUCCAGGCUUUCAAGAGACUUGCAUUAUGUUUCAAGAAAUGUCCAGUCUAAGAUCAGUCACGUUUGCAGCUGCUACUAUUUCACAUUUAUUAACAGAUGUUCUUUUGUCACAUGAAUAUGAGUUGGUACCUGUGAAUGUAGUGUAUGCUCAAUGGGCAAUAAUCAAAUCUUCCGCAGUCACUUCAUUAUUUUUCCUUCUCCACAAAACCAGGAUCUUUGUAACACUUAAUAACAAAGGACUACCUCAGGAGAUGUCAGGUUUAGUUGUACUCCAUUCUGCUGAAUGUAAUCCUCAUGGUGGAAGAUCUCAUGAACAUGCAGAUGACAAACAGCGAUAAAAUAGCAAUGUUAACUCCACACAUCAUAGUGUUUAACUUGAGAUGAAUUCUUAAAUAUGCCUUAAACAUGGCUGUAUAAUUUCAGUUAGUGAAGGAUUAUGAGAUGGGAAUCGUAAAAAAAACUGUUUGUUAUACAGUAAAUGCUACAAUGUAUGCAUAGAUAUUCUCUUAGUUAGAAAUUAUUAUAUUUAUAUAUUUUUUUGAAAACUGGUGUUCUACAAGCAAGUUUAAAACAUUAUAGAUGCAUAAACCAAUUGCUUGUUUAGUUCUAAAAUAUGUGUGUGUGUGUGUGUUGGGGCAUCGAGCUUUCAAAACACUAAUGUCUUUAUUGUUUGAAAUUUAGGAGCAAUCUUCUGCUUUAAUGCUUUCUAUACAUUGGAUGUGCCAUUUGCAGGCCAUUGUCGUGUGUCAGUGGUUAAAACCCAUUUGCUAUUCCUCAUGAAUCAAAAUUGCACUUCAUAACCCCCCCACCCCCCCUCCCCCCCUUCAUCCAUCUAUUUUUUUAUAAACAAAAGACUAUAGUUAGAAACAUUUUUUUACUAGUUACAAUGAUCUAAUUAUGUUGUGUCUAACAAUUAUAAUAUACCGUCAACAUUAUAUUUAUUUGGACUUAAUAUCAUUUUUUUAAGAUCUGUCUGCACAUUCAAACUUAAAGCUAGAUUUUAUUUUAUGAACAAUUAGUUUACUUUUCACAGAGUCUGUAAUAAUAAACUAUACCAAUUGAAAGAUCAAAUGAUGAUAUUGCAUCAAUAAUUUGCCUUUGUGUUGCUUUUAUGAAAAUAAUUAGCAUCAUUUGUUUUUACAGCAGAACUGAUUAUUUUAUGAAUGUGGGCAUGCUAGUCACCUGAGUAAAAUAAAGAUUUUAAACCAGCCUGAUGUUUUAGACACAUGUAGCUUCUCGUAUAUCAUUAAAUAAAAGUGUGUCGUGUGUGUGUGUUUAUGUUUAUAUAUAUAUAUAUAUAUAUAUAUAUAUAUAUAUAUAUAUAUAUAUAACACACACAGUAUGUGGUCUUCUUUAAUCUGUUUGUGCUCUCCCCAAAAUACCCCAUGCAUUAAAAAAUAAGUAACUAAACAUCAACAAUAUUUCCACAAUAUAUUCAUAAAUCUAUAUUCAUAAUAAAAUGAGAAAUUUCCCAAAACAUGUUGUUUAAACAAGUAUGAUGACAGAAUUUUGGUCGAGACAUCAUUGUUUUGUAUUAAAUUAUUGUGUGUUAUUUCAGACAAAUUCCAUAAUGUAUUCAAAUUCAUGUGUAGUGACAUUUUGGAACAUGAUCCCUGUAGUUUAUAUAAUGCUUAAUUAUUACAGAGACUAACAAGCUGUAACAGAAAAUACACUAUACAAGCAGUAGGUAUGUUCUGUAAAUUUAAAAACAAAAUGUACAAAGAAAAACAUUUUCAAAUGGAAAUAUGUAAAUAGAAAUGAAACCUGUAAAUAAAUAAAUAACAGGAAAAGG